AUGAGCUUGGGCUUCUCGUUCAUACUAACUGGAGGUUUCCUUAGUAGCUGUAGAACGGCUUUUCCAUUUUUUAUAGAAGAUAAGACUUUAGGUAAAAUUUUCCCAUGGUAAAGGAGAAAUUUGUCCUUGAAGUUCCAAACUACUUUGAUUCGGAACCAAACCUGCAAUAUCUCUGAGGUAUGCCUGUAUACAGUUGGUGCUCUGGAGUACUUCGUCAUGAACAAUUUGCAUUUUGUGACGGACGGGGUGUGUGAUUGA
This is a messenger RNA of Orycteropus afer afer, 258 nucleotides long. Lineage: Eukaryota; Metazoa; Chordata; Mammalia; Tubulidentata; Orycteropodidae. The record is from RefSeq and is a predicted model, not a curated record.